Messenger RNA from Didymella exigua CBS 183.55, 1380 nucleotides. RefSeq lists its product as uncharacterized. The record is from RefSeq and is a predicted model, not a curated record. Bases 1 to 1380 code for a protein of 459 amino acids. The transcript is spliced from 2 exons. Lineage: Eukaryota; Fungi; Ascomycota; Dothideomycetes; Pleosporales; Didymellaceae.
AUGCAAUGGCUUGCCUUCGAGCCAGAGCAUGCGCUCAUUUUUGCGCGCCCACAGGGACGACGCGGACCAGGAGGACCACCACCUGGUGAAGGAGGACCGCCGGGCGAAGGACCUCCUACUGAAGAGUAUUCUGACACCCAGCAACCCCUCACCGACUCCCCUCCCUUUGUACCCCAAGAAAAGGCCGGCUACCUGCACACCUACCGACCUCGCCACGACCUGCACCUGCUCUACAUCGAUGGACUGUCGGCGGGAAAGACCUCCAACGGAACCCUAGACACGCAGGACCUCCUUCUCCUCAACCUGUCCUCCUCUGACCCCCGCGGGCCCAUGGGCGGCGAGAUGGCGCGCGCUCAAGGUCUUUGUGAGCUUGCGAACACUAUCUGGCAAGGCAAGAUCGACGGCGUGAUCAGACUGGAGGGCGGAUUCGAAAUCAUCCUUUGCGAUUUCAAAGCACACUUGGAACGCACCGAUGUCAUAAGUGUCAAUCCCAGUGAGCAAGGAAGGGGCCCAAUGGGCGGGUGGGAAUACACAAAGGCUGUUGCGAGUCGGUAUCACGGCAUCGGCGGGGGACGGGUGCGCGUUGACUACGGGGCGUUCGUUAGCGUGUACGCAUAUCCCGAUGUCAAAGGCGUGUGGGAGAACGAUGUGCAGUCCGAUGUGCGUAUGCCGCGGCUCACAAACGUCUCACCCUCAGAUCUGGCGCACGUCAAGGACGACGUUACCUCACUCAUACUCAGUAAGGACUGGAACGCGCAUCCGGGACGCGACUGGCAGGCUGUUGCCGACAUGGCAGUCGCCCGCUACUCCGCGCCGCUACACCACAUCACCACCAUACGCACGUUCCGCAAGGACAAGGAACAAUUGGCGCAGUAUCUCACAGCUUUGUUAAGCCCCUUCAUAUCCGGCGAGAGGAACACGACGCGCGAAACAGAGCGCUGCGUCGCACAAAUCGUCCCCUCUCUCCCCUUACUCAGCAUCCCGCCGGGCUCCGUCCCUCCUCUCGCACAUCGCGCCUUACACAAAGUCGGGACGCGGAUCUGUGACACGCUGCUCACCUCUCUAAGCAUCGCAGCCAGCCCGGCGCCGCAUUCCGCUUACUCUGCCGUGUACGCCGAGCACGCGAUUGAAGUUGUUGCUGAGCUGGUGGAGUGGCUGGGCUGGACGAGCUGGAAGGAGUGUGGAGCUUGUGGCGAUGAGGAGGUGUGCUUCAUCCCGAUAUGGCCGACAGGCACGUUUGAAGAUCACGCUAAGCCGAGGUGUAGAGGUGCGGAUGAGGUCGAGGGGCGUAUGGGGUACUGGGGAGUAAGGGGCGGUGGACCGCCUGGAGGGAAGCCGCCAGGUGGACUGAAGAAGAGUUUGAAGUGGUGGGGUAUGUGA